CAUGUCAUUGCUUCGUGAGCCAACCCUCUAUACGAUAAAAGCAAUUAUAAUACUUGAUAACGAUGGAAAUCGUAUGAUAGCCAAGUACUUUGAUGAUAUAUUCCCAACUACAAAAGAACAAAGACAAUGGGAAAAGAAUCUUUUUAAUAAAACACAUAGAGCAAGCUCCGAGAUAACAAUAUUAGACAAUUUGACAAUUGUUUAUAGAGGAAAUGUGGAUUUAUUUUUCUAUGUUGUUGGAAGUUCAAGCGAGAAUGAGUUGAUUCUCCAAAGUGUCUUAACGACACUUUAUGACUCUGUUAACUCCUUGUUGAAGAAAAAUGUUGAAAAAAGCUGUUUAUUGGAUAAUAUGGAUAGCAUAUGUUUAAUACUAGAUGAAAUUUGCGAUCAAGGCAUUAUAUUAGAAAACGAUUAUCAAACUAUUGCAAGUAGAUGUGCACUUAAAGGUGAUGAUAUUUCACUUGGAGAGCAAACAGUUGCACAAGUAAGAGAUUAUAAGACACUAUCCUAUUAUUACUUUAUAGCUAAAACAGAAGAAUUGUACGAAUUUUAA
Molecule: messenger RNA, 553 nt
Organism: Dimorphilus gyrociliatus
Lineage: Eukaryota; Metazoa; Annelida; Polychaeta; Dinophilidae
Source: the annotation of a GenBank genome assembly